Molecule: messenger RNA, 627 nt
Organism: Rhodofomes roseus
Lineage: Eukaryota; Fungi; Basidiomycota; Agaricomycetes; Polyporales; Fomitopsidaceae
Product: vesicular transporter
Exons: 3
Coding region: 1-627 (208 amino acids)
Biological process (GO): Golgi vesicle transport; Golgi organization; retrograde transport, endosome to Golgi
Cellular component (GO): GARP complex; membrane; EARP complex
Source: RefSeq, a predicted model, not a curated record
AUGGGCGGCGAGCUUGACGACUGGAAGUCGCUCUGCCUUGCUGAGUACCGCAGCACCUGGCGGCCGCCCCCGGUCUGGGAUGGCCUCGGUGCCCAUCGUGUCAAGUCCGUUUGCUCCCGGGAGGCUAUCAUCUACUUCAGCGUGGAUGAGGUCCUCUCGGGAAUAUUCUGCUACACACCGUUAGGCGGGGCUUUUGCGGGUGCUGUUUGUCUGAGGGAUCUAUUGAGGAUGCAUUACGGCUUGGGUGUGGGUCCACCGCGUCCGCCGCCGCCGAUGGGCGGAGCAGGGAGGGCUGCGGACCCGAUGGACCUCGAUUUGUCGGCCUUUGACGUGAAGGCGUUGUACGAGCAGUUGAUCAUGACGAGCUCGCUGCCCACGCUGCUCAAGCGCGAGAACGACCUCCUCUCCGAGAUCCGCCAGCUCGACAGCGCGCACCAGAGCCUCGUGUACAACCACCACCACGAGCUCAUUGCCGCGAGCGACACUGUUGCCGCAAUGACAUCGCGUGCGGAUCACUUAGAUGUGGACCUCGACCUGCUGAGGGCGGCAUUCACAGAGAUACUGUGUUUGUCGACGGAGAACACCGUGCCCGGGUGCUUAAUAGCGUUGCUGACUCUUGUGCUGUAG